Molecule: messenger RNA, 615 nt
Organism: Arabis nemorensis
Lineage: Eukaryota; Viridiplantae; Streptophyta; Magnoliopsida; Brassicales; Brassicaceae
Source: the annotation of a GenBank genome assembly
AUGGAGUACGAUGGCUCUGAGACCUCUGACCAUGGAUGGACGAAGGUCGAGAACCGGAAGCAAAAACAACAGGCGAAGAUUGUUGCGGAGAAGGAAUUGAGGAUGGCCAGGUAUAAGAAUAUGAAGGCGGAGGAAACCAAAAAGACGACGCCGAAAGUGUCUUUGCCCAAAGCUGCGGAAAAGGAGAAGAUACCGCCUGUGUCUCUGCCUGAAAGUGCAAAGCCGAAAGAAGUGUCUUUGCCCGAAUCUGCGGCAAAGAUCGAUGCUUCAGAUCUUGCGGCUUCCCUGGCCGAUUCAUCGGCCCCGAGUCUAUCAGAAACUUCAGAAGUGCCUAAGGGUCCGACCGAAUCUGCGGAGUACGAUGGCUCGGAGACCUCUGACCAGGGAUGGACGAAAGUCGAGAACCGGAAGCAAAAGCAACGGGAGAAGCAACAGGCGAAGAUUCUUGCGGCGAAAGAAGCGAGGGUGGCCAGGUAUAAGAAUCUGAAGGCGGAGGAAAUCAAAAAGACGCGGAAAGUGUCUUUGCUCGAAGCUGCCGAAAAGGAGAAGAUGCCGGCUGUGUCUCUGCCUGAAAGUGCAAAGCCUAAACAAGUGCCAAAGCUGCGGCAAAGAUAG